Molecule: messenger RNA, 1267 nt
Organism: Exaiptasia diaphana
Lineage: Eukaryota; Metazoa; Cnidaria; Anthozoa; Actiniaria; Aiptasiidae
Product: OCIA domain-containing protein 1
Exons: 9
Coding region: 16-750 (244 amino acids)
Cellular component (GO): endosome
Source: RefSeq, a predicted model, not a curated record
GCACGCACUAGUAACAUGGCUGCCAACAGAGGUCCUGUGCAACCUCUGGAGCUGAGUGAUGAAGAGCGYGAAGUAUUACGAGAAUGCCGUGUGAAUAGCGUAUACUUUAGAGGUAAGAGUUUUCAGCAUGUGAAGAGAUUUUCCAGUUUUUAUUAUCCAGGUAUUUUUGCUUUUGGGUUUCUAUCUGGUAUUGCAUCGUACCGUAAAACAUGUAUGGAAAAAAUCAUGCGCUUGGAAAACUCUCAGCUUGCAGAUCAAGUGCGAUCAUUUUAUAAAAAAGCUGGAAUGACUGAACAGAUGACCGAUCGAAAUAUUACUGAAGAUUUCGAAAGUCAAUCAGGUUUUGGUGAUGAAACGCAAGGCUAUCCCAGUAGAAAUGAAGGGAAUAUUGGUAAAUCAUUUGAGAUGUCCAGUCUGCCUGAAAUAGAAGAUGACAACACCAAACAGUCCGAUAGAUACACUAGUUAUGAAGAACUUAGAAGAUUUAAUCGWAAUCAAUGGAUGCAGGUUUCACCACGACAGCCUGUCAAUGCACAACAGCCUCAGAAUAUGAAAGAAGAACGUCCAGCUCUCCAAGAUGCCGAUGAUUACCAUUCUUCAGUGGAUACCUAUCAGUCUGAUAUUUCAUCAUCAGUGUGGUCGGAAGGAAGUACAAGCGAGCAAGAUAACAACAUCCAUAAAAGACAGCGUGCAACUAGACCAGGUCCAGCACCGAUGAAAAACGCUUAUGGUGAUGUCUUGGAGAAAUAGGAGAAUUAAGGACUAYACAGAAGCAAAACGAAGAAAUAUUUUGGGAGGACAAGACCGAGUGCUAGAAAUACAGUGGAUAUUAACUGCAUGGGCAUUUGUUCAACGCUUUCUUCCCCAAGGACAUCGCCUCCAAUCGUGUUCUUGGAAGAAAUACUUGUUAAAUCUGAUUUAACGUUUAUAUGCUUUUGUUUUUCACCUCUUAGCGUUCGCGCUAACUGACUGAAAAUCAGACAAUAGAGAACGCAGUUUGAAGCAAUGUCCAUCGGCACACGGUCGUAGCCCGUCUGAAAAUCAGACUAUCUUCCUCACAAGACGAUUAUCUUCUAGUUCUUCCUUUCACAGACGAUUAUUACGUCUGCUAAAUGUUAAAAAUAGUUGUCUCUGACUUGUUUUUAUUUAGGAUCUUAUAAUUAAUGAUUGUAUUGUAAAUUUUUGAAAUAUCACUACGUCUGUUUCAACUACAAACCUGUGGACUGACGUCCAUUAUAUAUUCAUAUUAUAAAUCUUUUCAAUUUAA